Molecule: messenger RNA, 2145 nt
Organism: Sturnus vulgaris (Common starling)
Lineage: Eukaryota; Metazoa; Chordata; Aves; Passeriformes; Sturnidae
Gene: UBA5
Product: ubiquitin like modifier activating enzyme 5
Biological process (GO): protein ufmylation
Cellular component (GO): cytosol; cytoplasm
Molecular function (GO): UFM1 activating enzyme activity
Source: RefSeq, a predicted model, not a curated record
UCGCUGCCAUGGCGGAUCCCGGGCGGCUGGAGUGGCUGGAGCGGCGUGUGCGGGAGCUGGAGGAGGAGCUGGGCCGGGAGAAGCGCGGGCGGGGAGCAGCGCGGGCCCGCAUCGACACCAUGAGCGCCGAGGUGACCGAUUCCAACCCCUACAGUCGCUUGAUGGCGUUAAAAAGAAUGGGAAUUGUCAAAGACUAUGAGAAAAUCCGUACCUUCACAGUUGCAGUAGUAGGUGUUGGGGGCGUUGGCAGUGUGACUGCUGAAAUGCUGACCAGGUGUGGCAUUGGUAAGCUGCUUCUGUUUGAUUAUGACAAAGUGGAACUGGCAAACAUGAACAGACUCUUCUUCCAACCUCAUCAAGCUGGAUUAAGUAAAGUACAAGCAGCAGAACAUACUUUGAGGGAAAUUAAUCCUGAUGUUCAGUUUGAAGUACAUAACUACAACAUCACAACACUGGACAACUUUGAGCACUUCAUGGAUAGAAUAAGUAAUGGUGCACUGGAGGAAGGGAAGCCUGUGGAUCUGGUUUUAAGCUGCGUGGACAACUUUGAAGCUCGUAUGGCAAUUAACACGGCCUGCAAUGAACUUGGGCAGAUCUGGAUGGAGUCUGGAGUGAGUGAAAAUGCAGUGUCAGGACACAUCCAGCUGAUCAUACCUGGUGAAUCCGCUUGUUUUGCGUGUGCUCCUCCACUGGUAGUAGCUGCAAAUAUUGAUGAGAAGACAUUGAAACGAGAAGGAGUUUGUGCAGCCAGUCUUCCUACAACCAUGGGUGUUGUGGCAGGAAUGCUUGUACAAAAUGUUCUCAAAUACCUGUUAAAUUUUGGUACUGUGAGUUAUUAUCUUGGAUACAAUGCAAUGCAGGAUUUCUUCCCAACUAUGUCUAUGAAGCCAAACCCCCAAUGUAGUGACCACAAUUGCAGAAAACAGCAAGAAAAUUAUAAGAAAAAAGAAGCUGCAAGACCAAAAGAAGAAGUAAUUGAAAAGGAAGAAGAAAUAGUACACGAAGACAAUGACUGGGGCAUUGAAUUAGUAUCAGAAAUUUCAGAAGAUGAACUGAAGGCAGCAUCUGGCCCGGUACCUGAGCUUCCUGAGGGAAUUAGUGUAGCAUAUACUAUCCCAGACAAGGAAGAGAAUUUAAUAACUGGGGAGGCAGUAGCAGAAUCUGAAGAAAGCCUAGAAGAACUCAUGGCCAAAAUGAGAAACAUGUAGAAAAACAAAUAUUAAGUACAACUUUCAUGAGUUUGGAUGGACCUUGGAUUUUUAGAAGACCACACUUCUUACUUUUUUCUUUUUUUUACCUCCAUUGAAGCUCACCUUUACUUUUCUGAUGAAACAACUUACAAUGUUACAGGGGCAGGAAGGACACAGACUUACAUUAUUUAUAUUCUAUUUUCUCAUCAUGUCUUUCUUAACAGAUAGGGUUGUGCUACUGUAAAUUUGUUUCUCAGCAUUGCUAGUGUCCAGGUAUAAAGUGACAAAUAAAAGCACCUGUACAAACUGAAAAAGCAGGCACACGACAUUAUAUAUCCCAUCAUGUGAUGAGAAUAGCACAUAGAACAGGCUAAGGGAAAGAUGAAAUCUGCUGGAGUGGACUGAGUAGGUGAAGGGCAAAUGACAAUGCCUCUCUCAUGUUGCUGCUCCUCAUUUCCCAGGCAGUUGUACUUGGUUGUCAUUCACUGGUCUAAAGUCUUGGUGUGGACCAUGCUGUAGCUACUUUUUCUGAGUAAUGAGAGCAUCUAUGCCUUUUCAUCUGCCUUAAAUAUUUCUGGGAUGGAAUUUUCUUUAUCAGUGUCUUACUACUGCUUGUCCUUAAACAGCUGCCUAUGUUUUGUAUGUGAAGUUUUGAGAAUACUGUAAGAAGGUGAAGUAUUUUGUUAGUAUUACAUUAGCCUGCAUAUUAGCGUGCCAUUAUUUUGUUUGGCAGAUUCUUUCCAUGACAAAAUUAUGAGCAACAUUGGAAAAAAUGUAGAUUUUGUCUACCUUUUUAAAAGUCUAAAUAUUAUAUUUUUGUUGGUUACUGAAAGUUGAGCUGUAAUUCUGAUCACUGCUAAUCACAUGGGCUAUAUUAAGGAAUAUAAAUCUGAAUUUGCAUAGGAAGUCUUCUAAAAUUAGAGGCUAUAAAUUUUUAGUUUUGCAAAUAUCUUAA